AUGAAUAAUCUUUAUUAAUUUGACAGAUCAUUAUUGACAAUAGAUAUCCCAGGGGCUUAACCUAGAAAGAAAUCAAUAUAAUUGAAUAAAAUUGAGAGUUUAGAUAUCAAAUAAACUAGACAAUUAAAAUUAUAGUAACAGUCUGUUAUUAAUUAUACUAUCUUUUAGAUUAAAUAUUGCUCAAUAAAAUCAACAGUAUGGUAGAAGAAGAUAUCAACAUGAUUUUCAUCAUUUUUGCAAUAGUUUUGUUCCUUAAGGUGAAAACUAUUUUGAUGGAUCUUAAAAAAAACAUUAUAAUCUACAGGAAGGUGAAAUAAAGUAAAUGAGAGCCCUUGAAAACAUCUAUGAUUAACCUAAGUAUUUUUAUAUUAAAUGAUGAAAUUUAUAAGGUGACAGAUUAUUAACUACAAAUGAUAUUGAUGGAG
Messenger RNA from Paramecium primaurelia, 425 nucleotides. Lineage: Eukaryota; Ciliophora; Oligohymenophorea; Peniculida; Parameciidae. The record is from the annotation of a GenBank genome assembly.